CGGAAAUAAUGGGACGCCGGAGGAGCUAAGCUGUUGGUUAGCUUGUACAGUUUUGAGCAGAAACAUUCUUCUGACAUGAGCUUCGCCUUUUUUCGUUCUCGUUUUGAGUCCGAACUCAUUGUCACGGAGUAUGUCAAAGGCUGGAGAUCUAGAGAAGAACUGGUACUCCAUACUUGGGGCGACUCCCAGUGAUGAUUUCCAAGAGCUGAAACAGAGGUAUCAGAGACUGGUCCUAAUGUUACACCCAGACAAACAGAAGCCUGGCCUAUCAGAAGAGGAGGCUGGGCUGCUGCUGCAGAGGUUCAUAGACGUGGAUCAGGCCUGGAAGAUCCUGAGCAACGAGGAGAGCAGGAGGGAGUUUGACCUCCAGCUGCGUGCACGUGAACUGAAACAAAGCUGGCCAGUGGAUGCUUGCGUUACUCUGGAGGACAUGAACUGGGACGUCGAGAAUGAGUGUUACUCGUACAGCUGCCGCUGCGGCGGCGACUUCAUACUGGAGAAGGAAGACGCACUGGUGGGUGAGGAUGCUGUCGUGUGCUGCGACACGUGCUCGCUCAGCAUCGAAGUGAAGAGAGCUACAUGACGGAAGCGUAACCGUUCUUCCUCAACGCCGUAAACUUGUCAUCAACCCGGUGUUUCAGCGUCAUUCUUAAGUCAGUGCUUAUUAUUGUGGACAUGAAAACGGUGCCUAAUAACUAGCACCUCUGUAUAUACCAAAUCCUAGGACAUUAAUUUGAUUUUUUUUUUUUGUUAAAAUGGCAGAAUAAUGGUCAAUUAGUGAUGAAUGUUAACAAUUUUUUUAUUUAUUUAUUUUUUUUAAUUUUUUGAUUUUUCUUUGGAUUUUUUUUUUUUUUUAAAUGGUAUUAUAAUGUCCAGUAUUUCACAUUUUUAUUUAUUAAAAAAAAGAUACUUGUUUUCUUUUCUGUCGUUUCUCUCACUAUUUUUUUUUUUUUUUUAUUUUGUCGUGUUGGAAUUUUAAUCCUGGCACAAAUCAAAAG
Messenger RNA from Tachysurus vachellii, 998 nucleotides. It is a transcript of the gene dnajc24, whose product is annotated as DnaJ (Hsp40) homolog, subfamily C, member 24. The transcript is spliced from 5 exons. Lineage: Eukaryota; Metazoa; Chordata; Actinopteri; Siluriformes; Bagridae. The record is from RefSeq and is a predicted model, not a curated record. Gene Ontology annotation, biological process: positive regulation of ATP-dependent activity. Gene Ontology annotation, molecular function: ATPase activator activity; ferrous iron binding. The coding region runs from base 131 to 583 and encodes 150 amino acids.